CUCAGACUGGGGAGUUUGAACCCGGCCGCAGCCGGCGACUGCUGACGAAUGGGCGAGGCAGCGCCUAAACAACAAGCGCACAACCCGCCAUCGACCGUCGACCAGACUUUGCCUGUUACACCAAGUCCUACUGCCGGCAGCUUUGCAUCACCCCCGGAAGACAGCCCGCGUUCGUUUGGAGACUUUGCCGUCUGCUGCCCACAGCUACCCGGCGGCUCAUUUCUUCGCUUGGCUGCGCCGCUGGUCCGGCCACAGGUGUUUCCCGCGGCCUCCCAGACGACAUCUAUUGUGGAAACGCCCCAGUGUUCGCUACCCACGAGACGUGUGAUUGGCAUUGGGCAACAGCCCGAUAUGGCAUUCUCCACAACUAUCUUGACUAUUUUUGCCUUGACACCGCAGGCAGCGACUUACCGGAUGUCGUGGGUGGGGACAAAGUUGUGGCAGUCUCCCGGAAGCCGGGACGCUAAAGGGUGGUGUAGGUGUAGUAGCGGCCGCUCGAGGUCGGCCGAGCUAGGACUAAGGUGUCCCAUGACUAACCCGGUUCUGUUGACGUCUUCAAUCUGAAAAACGUCGAUUGAACCUGGUGUGGCCAUGCCGGUAUGCCUCACGCCGGGGGUUGUCCCCUGGUCUCGCCAUCUCGACGGGGUUCUCUACGUACUUUGCCUCAGAUGAGAAGUCUCGUACGGACGUCGGUCCUCGGCCCCUGGCUUAGAUCAAGCCUCUCCCGGCAGCCCUUGUUUCUACUUUCGAUGUGUUACUGGUUACCUCCCCACAAACAGCAGGAUUGCUUGCAUGAGGUACG
This is a messenger RNA of Parathielavia appendiculata, 802 nucleotides long. RefSeq lists its product as uncharacterized. The record is from RefSeq and is a predicted model, not a curated record. The coding region runs from base 49 to 564 and encodes 171 amino acids. NCBI's taxonomy places the organism in Eukaryota, Fungi, Ascomycota, Sordariomycetes, Sordariales, Chaetomiaceae. The transcript has a single exon.